Molecule: messenger RNA, 1429 nt
Organism: Cercospora beticola
Lineage: Eukaryota; Fungi; Ascomycota; Dothideomycetes; Mycosphaerellales; Mycosphaerellaceae
Source: RefSeq, a predicted model, not a curated record
AUCUUGAAACUCGCGCACUCACCACACUCACUUGCGCGAAACGCGUACCGCCGCCAUGGCGGGAACAUCUGCGUCGCGUGCCUCAACGGACUCGAAAUCAAACGUCGGCUCAACGAGCAGAACCAGUCCCAGACCAGGCACACCUACGACUCAAACGUCAGAAGCUCCGACCCUGAUCCGCCAGUUUCCCAAGGAGCCUAAAUUCCUGGAAACAAACCGCGACAAAACCUGCGGAAGUGAGGCUGCACAAUGGCGACAGAAUUUUGUCAAAGUCAUUGAAGAACAUACCCACGAUAUGACGAUCGAGGAGCGAACCGAAUUCUUUGAGGCCUGUGUCGCGAGGAAUAAGGAAAGAUAUAUCCAGACUUUCGCGGCGUAUUAUGGGAAACAUCCCGAGCACAUUCCUGAACGACCUGGUGGCGUGAAGAGUGAGAAGCAGCGAGAAGAAGGCAUGCGCGAGAACGAGAAAAUUCUGGAGAAGCAGAAAAUUCUGUUCAAGGAGUGUUGGUCUUCCAAGCUUGAUGAAGAGAACAAAUCAACCCCCUUCGACACAAAACGAAGCUUCAUACCCGACAUAGUGGCCGGCCCACGAGACGAAGCCGAUCCCACAGCAGAAGCACCACGAUGUAAGCACUGCAUCAAAGAAGCGCGCAAAGACAAGUUCCGCAACCCGAUGAAUAGCCUCAGGAAAGCUUGCGGGAUGAAGCCGAGAACUAAGUCUGAUGCCGUCCACAGUACAGCGAAUCAAGCUGUAUCAUUACAGCAAGGAGGAGCCAAAUCGACAACUACAGCUUCGAGCACUUCUUCUGCGAAAGGAGAGUUCAGUAGCAACAGCGGGAAAUCCUCGUUGAAGCAGCUGCCUACAGUCAGGAGAGGAGCAGCGCAUGAAGCGUUUUUGCCGCCUACACAGCCAGCGCAGCAUGUAGAGCAGCGCGCAUAGAAAUAGAUGCCGAAAAUGCUUGUCUUCAAAUGUGGCUCUACCCAGCAGUUUUCCCUGUUUGGAGCCGCGGUGGCAUGGAAGAGUCUUACAAGCAGAGAAGCAGGAGCAGAAGAAAGAUGGAUCCUUGUGAUUGCGGCAACUCCGUCUAUCGCUCCGCUGAGAGACAGCGGCAUGACCCUAUCGCAGGGCUAGACGAAACGGCAGAGACCUCCUUCUAUUUUCACAGAAAAGCAGUACCUGCAGCCAUGUUUCUCGGAAACUUUCGAAGCAAAAUUCUGGUCGUAGUCAACCCCGUGGCCCGAGAAGCAUGCGUUUCUUCACAGAGUGGUGCACCUACAGCCAUAUCUCUCUGAGACUUCUGGAGCACAGUUUUGACUGUAGUCACUCUCGUGGCUUCGGAAGCAUCUGCUUCGACAGAGAAAGCUGUACAGAAUGCAGUGUCUCUCGGACACUCCUGUGGCACGUCCUUGACUUCUACUCCUUCUUCAC